Messenger RNA from Talaromyces proteolyticus, 756 nucleotides. RefSeq names its product mitochondrial hypoxia responsive domain protein. Gene Ontology annotation, biological process: mitochondrial respiratory chain complex IV assembly. Gene Ontology annotation, cellular component: mitochondrial inner membrane. The annotation marks the transcript as partial. The transcript is spliced from 2 exons. The record is from RefSeq and is a predicted model, not a curated record. Lineage: Eukaryota; Fungi; Ascomycota; Eurotiomycetes; Eurotiales; Trichocomaceae.
AUGAAGAUCCUUACGAAGGAAGAGCAAGCUGCUCACUACCGAGAAGUCGUCCGUGGCGGUGCUGUGGGCACUAUUCUGGGGUGCAUCGGCGGAUUGGCAGGCGUGGUGGCUGGAUCACGGCGCUUCCACACCGUGCGGACACUGACACUGCCUAUGAAAGCCUUCCUAGUGACGUCCUCAAGCACAUUCGUGGGCAUAAUCGCGGCGGACCACUCAUCACGUGCAUUCGAAGCUGCACGGAACAAAAACCUGCGAUACCUCGAAGAGCGCGAGGCAAAAAUACACAAGAACGAGUUCGCGAACAUGACGACCAAGGACCGCGUCUUCGAGUUUCUGCAUAAAGAGAAAUACAAGAUUAUUGGCGUGACAUGGAUAGCGAGUAUUGUCGGCUCGUUUAUCCUCGUUGGUCGCAAUCCAUACCUGACAGGGCAGCAGAAAAUUGUGCAAGCGCGUGUGUAUGCGCAGGGAUUGACGGUGGCGUUGAUGUGUACGACUGCGGCGUUUGAAAUUCAUAGUCAACGACAGGGUCGGGGUAUUAUGGACCCGGCAAAGCAGGAGCACCAUGAGAGGUAUGAGGGGGAGGAUAUGUGGAAGGAUAUGGUCGAUGCGGAGGCGGCCAAGUUGAAAAGCAAGCAUCGGGAUCUGUACGGACGCAAGAGUGGAAAGAAGGAGGAUGAGAAGAAGGACGAAAAGAGCGAUGAGAAAAAGGACGAAAAGAGCGAUGAGAAAAAGGACGAAAAGAGCGAUGAGAAGAAG